Molecule: messenger RNA, 4094 nt
Organism: Neurospora crassa OR74A
Lineage: Eukaryota; Fungi; Ascomycota; Sordariomycetes; Sordariales; Sordariaceae
Gene: cry
Product: cryptochrome DASH
Exons: 2
Coding region: 1339-3576 (745 amino acids)
Biological process (GO): photoreactive repair
Molecular function (GO): deoxyribodipyrimidine photo-lyase activity; FAD binding; damaged DNA binding
Source: RefSeq, a predicted model, not a curated record
UUCCUUCCUUCCUUCCUUCCUCCUCCAUUCUUGUGAGUCUCUCGCUCCUUCGCACAUGUUUCUGUUGUAUGUAGUGUACGGGGCAAAUCCAGAGGUAUGUACACUACAUACCAAGGGAAGGAAGGACUGCGAGCUAGCAGAUACCAUAGUAGUAAUAUUGCCCCUGGACUACUACUGGAUGCAGAUGCGUCAUGGUCUAGGCAUGCGGCAACCGGUUAACGGCCGGGGAAAUGACAAUGGAAUGGCGACACCUUCUGCUUACCUAGGUCUGCCGCCAUUGACUUCCACUUCGAUGUCCACACUCCUCCUCGACUGCACACGGAUAACCACGACGCUGUGGAAAUGGAGUGAACAGGGACCCUGCAUCCUGACUUGCAACCGCGGUCCUUGAGGGGAAUGGAAACCAAUGAUGGAUUCCCGUCCACCAUCGAUGCUUCUCGCGAUCCCGCUGUGCUCUUGGGCCCCACACAUCGCCAGUUCCUCAUGUCCAUCGGAGGAGACUCCUGGGGCCUUCUUCUAAUUAACUUCGGUCUAGCUAUUCGAGGUACUACAGUAGGACUCCCUCUCUCUCUUUCUCUCUCUGUAUGGCGUAAUAUGGCUCGGAAAGGGGCAUCGACUGCCGGCGAGAAAUCAGCCAUGUCAUCCAUGUCACGAUUCGCCCCUCGACCAGAUGCUCACCAUGUUCUUGUGCCAACUGCUGCCAGGGUCUUUCCUCGCAGGGUCUGGACAGACAUCAUGAUAUCUCUCCAGAUACGGAUACAUCCGUCAUCGCAGAAUGUACCCCAUCGUCCGGAUGUUGCAUACCCUUAGUUCCCGGGACCAGUCCUCGGUCGUCACAAAUCCUUCUCGUGCUCCUCCACUCCCCCCAUCUCCUCUACUACUAGUCUCCCCGGCCUACCAGGGUCCUUGCUCAGCUUCAUCUUUCCCAUCACAAUCUACCACACGCCUGCAUACGAGUUCUAGCUCCAUCACGGCUGUUUGAAGGCAUAUUUGAGUCGACUAUACCCUCCUCCUCGUCAGAUGGUCGCGGGUACAUCGUCUCAUGCCUCAUCAUUAUCGGCAUCCUAACAACAUACACUUGCACCCGUUCAGUCUUCAUCCCAAGAGCCUGCAAGUCUUCAUAUCCAUACGUCAAGGCGCAUCAUAGCACGGCCGGGUUGACCAGACGAUCCCAAAAUCAACUUGACAUAACCAUAUAUCCACUUGACCUUGGUCUAGCUUCAUCCGAUAUCACAUAGCUUACGCUAUCCAGCUGGGUUGGGUGAACGUUUCAACAUCCCAUACGCCAAGACAAGACCCCGAUAUCUCUAAGGACCCUAUCCUUACCUGUUGUCCAAUAUGGCACCGUCAAAGGUUGUCAUUUAUGCGAUGCGCAGGGAGCUUCGCUUGUCAGACAACCCUAUAUUCCACCACCUCUCCAACCCAGAGUCGAAACACGGGUUUUCACACCUUCUCCCCGUGUACGUCUUUCCUGCACAACAGAUCGACCUCUCCGGCUUUGUUCCAAAGGGGAGUGAAAACCCCCAUCCUGCCCCCAAAAGCGCCGUUGGAGGGUAUGCAAGAUGUGGACCAUAUCGUGCCAAGUUCCUGGCAGAGUCGGUUUGGGAUCUGAAGACAAGCCUUCAGUCGAUUGGCAGUGACCUCCUCGUCCGUGCCGGACCAUACAAGGAUGUCAUCCAGUCUCUCGUCGAAGGGCUCAAAGCAAAGGAAUGCCAAGUUGGAGCUGUAUGGAUGACAAGCCACGAAGGCUCAGAGGAGAAGAGUGAAGAGAAGACUGUGGCAUCUUUUUGUGCAAAAAGUGGCAUAGAUUUCAAGCUAUGGGAUGACGAGAAAUACCUUAUCCACGAUCGAGAUACAGGUAUCACACAUCUCAACGAUCUCCCCGAUGUCUUCACCACCUACCGAAAACAAAUAGAGCCCUUGCGUGAGAAGGCAAGGAAGACAUUGCCAGUACCUGAAAAGGGGGCCUUGCCUGCAUAUCCCGACAUAGACAUGAUUCCAAGUCAGCAACCACCAUUCAAUAUCCCAGGCACCUGCGAGGAGUUGGUUGACGCCGUCGUCAGGCCGGUGAAGAACUUCCUCAAGGACCUGCCAGACUUUCCGGAGAAGGCAGAAUCAUCCCACCCGUUCAGAGGCGGAGAGACAUCAGCUCAUAAGCGAAUCGACCAUCUCGUCCUGAGCGGGGGCAUGAAAAGCUACAAGGACUCUAGGAACGGCCUCCUUGGACCGGAUUUCAGUACCAAGUUGUCUGCGUACCUCGCACAGGGAUGCGUCACCGCUCGCCAGAUCCACCACGCUUUGGUGGCCUACGAGGACGGAACGGGCACCAAGUACAAAGGGGCUGAUGGUUUUGGUGAAGGUGAUAACCAAGGCACAGAGACCGUCAGAAUGGAACUCUUAUGGCGCGAUUACAUGAGGUUGUGUCACCAAAAGUAUGGUGACAAGCUUUUCCGCGUAGAGGGCUUCAACGGCAAGCACACCGAUUACGAAGGCGAAGAUAAGAAGUACGGGUGGAGAACUGCCAAUACGAGCAUAGCGUUGCCUGGACAGGAACCUACUCCUGAAAAGGUUUCGGAGAUCCUUGCAAGGUUCAACGCCGGAACCACAGGCAUGGGACUUAUCGAUGCGUCGCAACGGGAGCUUAUACACACCGGGUACACAUCCAACCGGACACGGCAAAAUGUUGCUAGCUUCCUCGCCAAGCACUUGGAGAUCGACUGGAGAUAUGGCGCAGAGUGGUAUGAGAUGCUGCUCGUGGAUUACGAUGUGUCCUCCAACUGGGCCAACUGGCAGUAUGUAGCCGGUGUAGGCAAUGACCCUCGCGGUGCGGCUCGGAUUUUCAACCCAGUCAAGCAGGCAUUUGACUACGACAAGGACGGUACCUACGUUCGGACGUGGGUGCCCGAAGUAGCAAAAUUCGAGAACCUUGAGAAUGUUUUCCAGGCUUGGACAGCCUCCAAAGAGGACCUGAAGACGGCAGGCCUGGAGGGAAACAUCAUGGUUACGGAUCCGGUUAAGCCCAUAAAGUUUAACCUUGACCACAAGCCAUCCAAGGUCAAGAAACGUCCCUUCUUCAGAAAAAGAGGUACCAAAACUCGAGAUGCCCAGGGUAGCGCUGAAAGCCCGGGUAGUAGCGAUAGUCAUUCUGGCUCUGGCGGCAGUCCCGACGGUUCCGGCGGCGGCAACAUACCAUCCGAGUCUAAUUGCGCCGCCGCAGGGUCUGGCCAGGCGCAACAGACUCAUCAGGGCAGCGGCAGGUCACAGUCAUCAAGCAACCAUGGUGGGCGCUCGCACUCACACCAGCACAACCAGCAAAACUACCACCACUCCCACCGCGGCAACGAUUAUACCCGGGGAGGUGGCGGUGGUCGCGGAGGUCGUGGAGGUCGUGGCGGCGGAGGCGGCGGAUACUCUGCGUCUCAAGGGUAUUACGGCAUCGGUGGUGGUUACCGUGGCGGCGGACGGGGCAGAGGCGGAGGAGGAGGAUUUCGUGGCCGGUAUGCUCCAACUGGGGGAUUAGGUGGACAUCACCAUUCCGAGCAACAAGUGGCCUCACAGUUCCAGACUGACGCAUAGGAUCCGUCAGCUGCCACUAUGUUUGGUAUGUUGCCGAAUGUGAUGACCACGUACCAUUUGGACGGCUACUAUUCUUAUUUCGCUUCGCCAUUUCCUUACCAGCCUGCGUACGCUAACCAUCAUAUGUAGCUGGGCCAGAUAUCGCGGGUCGGGGUUCCGCGGUGGGUGAGUGGGGAGAGGCCGGAAAGCAAAGAGGAUCGGGUGGAGAAGCAAAAACGGGAAAAGAAAGGGCUCGAAGAGGAAACUGUCAAUGAGAUGAAUUGUAUCGAUGAACGGGCUUUGACGGUUAUAUUUGUGUGUUUAAUUCAUAAGGAGAGUGUGGACAUUCAGCUUUUGAUCGGUGGGUGAAAAAUCCUUCCUUGGGGAUGUCGAAGCGAUGUUUCAGCGACUGAUAGAAAAAUGAUUUAUAUUUGCUUUUGUAUAUGUAAAUCUUUGCUGAUUCUGUUAAAAUUCGGCUGAUCGAUAUGCGAUGUAAGCCCAUAAACGAAGAAACCAAAUAUCACCUGAUUCCAUACAAA